AUGCCCGCUGCAGGUACGAUUAGGGGAUCCGGGAAAUGUGUACUUUUAGUUCCCACCCCAAGAAACCUGAAGUGAACUUUCAAGGAACCCCUUAUUUAUGAACAUGAUAAUAUGAUUCAAAACAAUGGCCUAGGAAACCAAACAGUGAAAGCUAGUCCACCGCCUGCCUACUUGCAGCCUCUCCCUCCUCGACCAGAUGUCUGAUCUGUGAAGCGCAGGCUACCGGAUUCCACUUUGAAGCCCAAUCCUGCUCAGCCUGCGCCGCAUUCUUCAGACGAACCGUAGCACUCACCAAACAGUUCACCUGCAUCACCGGAAGAGACGAUUGUCAUGUUCAUUACAGUUAGUACCGUCUUCCGAAUGAAAGUUAGGUGACGGCCAUUCAUUUCCAGGCAUGCAUCAGAUUUGCCGAAGUUGUCGACACCGAAAAUGUCUGGAUAGCGGCAUGAAGCCGGCUGGAGUCCAACCGAAAAAAGGCGGAGUGGAGACGGGACGCGCGUUCUUCACCAAAUCGGGUCUCAAACGCAACAAGAAGUUCUCUACAGUAUCGCCGAUUACGGAUGCCGAGCAGAAGCUGGUGGUGGCGACGAAAGUGCCGAAGAUUGAAGUGCUCGAGGCGAAUGUUGAGUGGGGGCCGGGAAAAGAAGACGUGGAGGAGGAGGAGAUCAGUGAGAUUCUGGUGAGUCUGGCAAGACUUGUGUCAAUCUAUGUAUAGAGAGUGGCCCGUUUCAGAGACCGUCGGCCCGUAAGAUCUCCUUUCCCACCAGCUACCGUUCGAACGCUCCGAGCGUUGCCACAACUCCUUCGCCGAUAGGUCCGUUGGGCGGAUUCAGUACCCCGAUGAGCCAACUGAGCCCGCACAGAGCUACAAUAUCACAAGAGCCCAAAAGUGCUCCGGACGCGUUGGCCAUAUUGAUUCGAGAGGAAAUGAAAUUGGGAGAACGGAGAAGGCUUCUGUUCAGUGAUGCGAGUGUCAAACUGCUAUUGGGGUUGAACAAGAACUGUGUUGGUUUUUGAUUUUGAACGAACUGAUCAAUAGUUGUGCAAUUUCAGCCCUACAGUCCCGGAGACAUCAAACCGCUCGUGUUCAACGACUACCGUCUCACCAUAAAAACGCACAUAAUGCUCGUCUACGAGUGGCUUCAAGCGUGGCCAGAACUGCAAGAACUCGAAGAGCAGGAGAAAGUGUCUUUGCUCCGGAAGGUCGUCCUCAUCCACUUCCUCCUCGAUCCCUCCUUCCUCACCUAUCAAAUCGGGGACCCGGACAAGUUGAUUAUGCAGAACGGAGGAUACAUUUCAACGUCCGAUUAUCAAGGAGUCGGCUGGGAAGACGAGGAGGACAUUAGUGGCGAGAACAAGAGGAAAUACUAUGUGCCGAUUAUGAAACAGAUUAUUGAGGAGAUUAUGCCUUCGAUGCAGGCCAUGAAAAUCACUUUCGAGGAGUUUGUGGCGUUGAAGGCUUUGGCCAGCUUUCAGGGAGGUUAGUUCGGGCAAUAUUCUCUCUCAGCUGCCUGAAGAGAUAUCAAGAAAUUGUGUACGUUUCACGUUUCGACUGCCAACUUUUCAGGCUUCGAAAAUGUGUCAGAAGCGAAACGUCCGUUCAUAACCCAACAAGUCAACCGAAUCCUGGGCUCUCUUCACAAAUAUUACCUGGACAACAACAUGGACUUUAGGCCGGAGCGCUUCGGAACCAUCGUCCUCAUGCUCGGCAACAUCUUCGUCAGUUUCCGACCCUCCACCACCAAUCUUAAGAACUACUCUUAUUUUCAGACGGCCGGCAACGAUUUCGUGCAGAAUCACCGUGAAAUCGACAUAUUCCACAUUUGGGAUUUCACAAAACUCGGCAAAGAGCUCAUCAAUUUCGACAGUAACAUGGAGCAAGAAGCGAGAGAGGAACAGCAAGCGAAACGGAACAACAGCAACAGAUCAUGA
This is a messenger RNA of Caenorhabditis sp. 36 PRJEB53466, 1932 nucleotides long. The record is from the annotation of a GenBank genome assembly. Lineage: Eukaryota; Metazoa; Nematoda; Chromadorea; Rhabditida; Rhabditidae.